GGGGGCGGAAACCCUAAUCUGUAAAUCUCUUUGGGUUCUCGUUCGCUCGCUCGCUCGCUCGCUCGGUUGCUACGGUACAGAUCUCCAGAACCAGCUCUUCCGACGAGCUCCAGACCCUUGCAGCUAUGGUGGAACGCAAGGGAGAACGCGUCAGGUUGUACGUGCGAGGAACUAUCCUCGGGUACAAAAGGUCGAAGUCCAACCAAUACCCAAGCACCUCACUCCUCCAGAUUGAGGGCGUCAACACAUCUGAUGAGGUGAAUUGGUACCUCGGCAAGAGAUUGGCUUACGUUUACAAGGCCAAGACGAAGAAAAAUGGAUCCCAGUUCCGUUGCGUCUGGGGCAAGGUUGCCCGCCCCCACGGUAGCAGUGGAGUUGUCCGCGCGAGGUUCAGGAACAACCUCCCUCCUUCAUCUUUGGGUGCCCGAGUGAGGGUGUUUAUGUAUCCCAGUCGCAUUUAAACAGGACUCUGGAGCAGUUUGCAGUUUUGAGGCGCGAAUGGUAGUUGAGUUUUUGGAUAUAGCUAUCCAGCAGAAAGCUGCACACUGCUAAGUUAGUAGGGGUUGGGCACCCCAGCUUGUGCUCGAGUGUGUUAGUGGUGAAGACCCUUUCUGUGUUGGAGAGAUCUGUAUGCAUAAUUGACAUCAAAAUUUUAUGUCCUUGUCUCUUUAAGUUGGUUGUUA
This is a messenger RNA of Physcomitrium patens, 683 nucleotides long. Its product is annotated as large ribosomal subunit protein eL33z. NCBI's taxonomy places the organism in Eukaryota, Viridiplantae, Streptophyta, Bryopsida, Funariales, Funariaceae. Gene Ontology annotation, molecular function: structural constituent of ribosome. The record is from RefSeq and is a predicted model, not a curated record. Gene Ontology annotation, cellular component: ribosome. Gene Ontology annotation, biological process: translation.